AUCAAAUCUGAGAGAAUAGGCGGUUAUCAUUCUUUCAGCUCAGUAUACAAACACUUGCUAAGUACUAACUAACCAGUGCCAACUCUUUCUUCAUCACUAUACUCAAAUUCAGUUAGGGUUUAUCGUAAUCCACCACAAAACCCUAAUUUCGCUAACCCUAACCCCAAAUUUCACUGCAAAACCCUACCAUGACGAAGGUUUACGGCACCGGAACCUACGAUUUCCGUCGCCACAGAGUCGCAGAGUAUCCCCUCGCCGAACCAAAGCCAGUAGAAUGGAGUCAAAAAUCCGGUGGAGGAGGUUUACCGAACAACAUCACGGUUUCCGAGAUUCAACGCGAUCGAUUGACGAAGAUUGCUGAAUCGAAUUGGUUGAAAGGUAGUGAGAAGAAGAAGGAGUUUGAUGGUGAGCUUGUUAAGAAGAUUUAUGAAACGGAGUUGUUGGUGAAAGAAGGACAAGGGAAUAAUAAGCCUGUUCCGCUUCAGAGGGUUAUGAUUUUGGAGGUUUCGCAGUAUUUGGAGAAUUAUCUUUGGGUUAAUUUUGAUCCUGAAACUGCGAGUUUUGAGCAUGUUAUGUCGAUUAUUAUCAUGGUUAAUGAGAAGUUCAGAGAGAAUGUUGCUGCUUGGGUUUGCUUCCAUGAUAGGAAAGACGUUUUCAAAGAAUUUCUCGAGAGGGUUAUUCGCUUAAAGGAGGGAAGGGAACUGAAUAUUGCAGAGAAGACAAAUUACCUUGUUUUCAUGAUAAAUGCCUUUCAGAGUUUAGAAGAUGAGGUUGUUAACGAGGCAGUGUUAAGACUAGCAGAUUUGAAGUCCUGGUUCAGUUUGUCUUAUGGUCGUUUUCAGAUGGAGCUUUGUCUUAAUCCAGGCUUGGUCAAGAAAUGGAAAAAUAUGUUAAAGAAGGAACCUGUGAAAGGGGGAAAGCAUUUGGAUCCUUCAACUACAGUUGAAGUGACGUUUUUGAGAAAUCUUAUAGAAGAAUUUCUGGAGAUACUGGAUUCACAGGUAUUUUACCAGAGACAGCUGUCUGGCGAGGAUGAUGAACUAAUUAAUGAGACUGGUUCGUGGCUAAUUAAUGAUGCUUGUGUCCUCUAUUGUGAGAGGUUUAUGGAAUUUCUUAUUGACCUCUUGAGUCAAUUGGCAACAAGAAGGUAUUUGAGACCUCUAGUGGCUGAUGUAGCUGUUGUUGCCAAAUGCCAUCUGAGUGCACUCUAUAGGCAUGAAAAGGGGAAACUUUUUGCCCAGUUGGUUGAUUUACUACAAUUUUAUGAAGGGUUUGAGAUUAAUGAUCAUACUGGGGUACAGUUAACAGAUCAUGAGGUUGUUGAAUCCCAUUACAGCCGACUGCAGUCAUUCCAGCUACUUGCAUUUAAAAAGAUAGACAAGCUGCGGGAGCUUGCUUUGACUAACAUUGGUUCAAUUCACACGCGGGCAAAUCUAUCCAAGAAAUUGUCUGUUCUUUCUCCUGAGGAGUUAAGGGAUCUGGUUUGCUGUAAGCUCAAACUGGUCUCUAAGGAUGAUCCCUGGUCAGAGAGGGUGGAUUUUCUUAUUGAAAUAAUGGUGUCUUAUUUUGAGAAGCAACAAUCUCAAAAAGAAGCUAUCAAUGCUCUUCCUCUUUAUCCAAACGAGCAGAUUAUGUGGGAUGAAAGUGUUGUACCAAGCAUAAAUUAUUCUGGAGAAGGUUGUUUAGCGUUACCAAAGCUGAACUUACAAUUUUUAACAUUACAUGACUAUCUUCUUCGAAAUUUUAAUCUCUUUCGACUCGAAUCAACAUAUGAGAUACGCGAGGACAUUCAGGAAGCUGUUCCACAUCUUCUUGCAUAUAUUAACAUUGAUGGAGAAACUGCUUUUCGCGGUUGGUCAAGAAUGGGUGUACCAAUCAAAGAAUUCAGGAUCGCUGAAGUAAAACAACCCAACAUAGGAGAAGUCAAGCCAUCAUCUGUGACUGCAAAAGUUACCUAUAGCAUUUCCAGCUAUAGAUCCCAUAUUAGAUCUGAAUGGGAUGCACUAAAAGAACAUGAUGUAUUGUUUUUACUAACUAUUCGCCCAUCAUUUGAGCCUCUUAGUGCAGAAGAAGAAAACAAAGCCAGUGUGCCACAGAAGCUUGGCCUACAGUAUGUGCGGGGGUGUGAAAUUAUUGAGAUUCAUGAUGAAGAAGGGACCCUUAUGAAUGAUUUUUCUGGUAAAAUUAAGCGGGAGGAUUGGAAGCCACCAAAGGGAGAAUUGAGAACAGUAACAGUGGCUUUGGAUACAGCACAGUACCACAUGGAUGUCAAUAACAUUGCUGAGAAAGGGGGAGAAGAUGUUUAUGGUACAUUUAAUGUGUUAAUGAGGAGAAAGCCAAAAGAAAACAAUUUUAAAGCAAUUUUAGAAUCAAUAAGGGACUUGAUGAAUGAAUACUGUAUUGUUCCUAAAUGGUUGGAGAAUAUUUUUCUUGGUUAUGGGGAUCCUUCAGAUGCUCAGUGGACUAGUGGGUCUAAACUAUUACCUGAUCUAUUAGAAACAGUAGAUUUCAAAGAUACCUUUUUAGAUGCGGAUCACUUGAAAGGAAGUUUUGGUGAUUAUGAGGUUACUUUCGUAAAUCAUGAUGGCACUGAGAACUUGAACCCAAGCCCUCCUUUUAAAAUCAAGAUUCCUCGGACGCUCAAAGGAAGCAAUGGUGCCCUUCCUGGGAGGGCAGUGUCUACUUCUGGUGCAGCAAAUGAUAUCAAUAUGGUUGAUACUAAUCAUCAGAAAGAAACACUGGUAAUUGAGACAUAUACUCCUCCUGACCCUGGUCCAUAUCCUCAAGAUCAGCCAAAGCAGAAUUCAGUUAGAUUUACAGCCACACAGGUUGAAGCAAUUAUAUCAGGUAUUCAGCCUGGCCUAACUAUGGUUGUUGGGCCACCUGGUACAGGAAAGACUGAUACAGCUGUACAAAUUCUAAAUGUUCUUUAUCAUAACUGUCCUUCUCAGAGAACCUUAAUAAUUACUCAUUCAAAUCAAGCUUUGAAUGACCUAUUUGAGAAGAUAAUGCAGAGAGAUGUACCUGCCCGUUAUCUUCUCCGACUUGGUCAGGGAGAACAAGAGCUUGCUACUGAUCUUGAUUUUAGUCGGCAAGGUCGCGUCAAUGCUAUGCUUGUUAGACGGUUAGAACUGCUAAGUGAAGUGGAGAGGCUAGCUAGAUCUCUUCAGUUGCCAGAGGAUGUGGGUUACACUUGCGAAACUGCAGGGUAUUUCUGGUUGCUUCAUGUUUAUUCACGCUGGGAGCAAUUUCUUGCUGCUUGCGCCGAGAAUAAAGAAAAGCCAACAUUUGUUCGAGAUCGUUUUCCCUUCAAAGAGUUCUUCUGUGACACACCACAUCCUGUAUUUACCGGUGAGUCUUUUGAGAAAGACAUGCGGGCUGCUUUGGGGUGCUUUCGUCAUCUGAAGACUAUGUUUCAAGAACUUGAAGAGUGCCGGGCUUUUGAAUUACUGAAGUCAACAGCAGACAGAGCUAACUACUUAAUGACUAAGCAGGCUAAGAUUGUGGCAAUGACUUGUACCCAUGCCGCUCUAAAGAGGAAAGAUUUCCUUCAGCUAGGUUUUAAGUAUGAUAACUUGUUGAUGGAAGAAAGUGCCCAAAUUUUAGAAAUUGAGACUUUCAUUCCAAUGUUACUCCAGAGGCAGGAGGAUGGCCACGCACGGCUUAAACGCUGCAUUCUAAUUGGUGAUCAUCACCAACUGCCUCCUGUUGUGAAAAAUAUGGCUUUCCAAAAGUACAGCCACAUGGACCAGAGCUUAUUUACCAGGUUUGUCCGUCUGGGCAUUCCUUACAUUGAACUAAAUGCUCAAGGAAGAGCCAGGCCAAGUAUAGCCAAACUUUACAACUGGAGAUACAGAGACUUGGGAGACCUUCCUUUUCUAAAGGAGGAAGCAAUAUUCAAUAGGGCAAAUGCUGGAUUUGCUUAUGAUUAUCAGUUAGUGGAUGUUCCAGAUCACAAUGGUAAGGGGGAGACAACCCCAUCUCCAUGGUUUUACCAAAACGAGGGAGAAGCUGAAUAUAUUGUCAGCGUUUAUAUAUACAUGCGUUUAUUGGGGUAUCCUGCCAAUAAGAUAUCAAUUUUGACCACUUACAAUGGCCAGAAACUUCUCAUCCGCGAUGUUAUAAACAGGAGAUGUGUUCCAUAUAACUUCAUUGGUGCACCAAGCAAGGUUGCUACAGUGGAUAAGUUUCAAGGUCAGCAAAAUGAUUUUAUACUGCUGUCUCUUGUGCGCACUCGAUUUGUUGGUCACCUACGUGAUGUAAGGAGGUUGGUGGUUGCCAUGUCACGUGCUCGGCUUGGUUUAUAUGUCUUUUGCCGCCGUUCCCUUUUUGAACAGUGCUAUGAGCUGCAGCCUACAUUUCAGCUUCUUCUCAAGAGACCAGACCAUCUUGCCCUUAAUAUGAAUGAGAUUACAUCAUAUACUGAACGGAAUGCUGAAGAUCCUGGGCCCAGGCAUCAUGUACAUCUCGUCAGUGGCAUUGAAGAGAUGAGUAGUAUCAUAGACAGGUUGUAUCAGGAGAAAAUGAGAUUUCAAUUUGAGCAAAAUGGAUCUUAUUUUAGUCACCUAGAGCCAUCAGUAAGUACAGAUUUGGUACAAAAUGGGCAGCAGACCGCGGAUACUCAUCAAGAACAGUCAGUAGAUACAGAUACGGUACAAAACAGGCAGCAGAUUGCAGACACUGAUAUGCCUGAGCAACAUGAAAGCAGUGAAGCUAUAACUGUUGAUAACCAUGUUGCCAGAGAUAUACCAUCUGAAAGGAGCAUGGAAGAUGGUACUAUAGUUGAUGGUAGUGCUGGUGUUGAAAACGGGAGCAUAGCACCAUAGAAGAAGCCCUUCAAACAAAGCAACAGGGGUUGUGCGGAUUCCUAAUGUCAAGAUAAAUCAAUACUGAACUGACAAAUGUAGCAAUAGAAAAUGAGGUUUUUUCAUGUUCAGGUUAAAAAGUGAGGUGGAGUUGAGGAUUUAGUGUAUUGUUAGUAACAAUUGUUGUUAGUCUACUAUGGAUGGGUUUAUUGGUCAGGAAGCAAUUUUUGUCCAUCACAUUUUGAUGCACUGAUGAAUUUUUACUGUAGAAUAUAUAUUCCUUAUUAGAAAUUGGAUGUUCUGUAUUUUUGGUCUGUCGGCUGUUCUAGAAAGCAA
This is a messenger RNA of Medicago truncatula (barrel medic), 5141 nucleotides long. RefSeq names its product RNA helicase aquarius. Gene Ontology annotation, cellular component: catalytic step 2 spliceosome. The transcript is spliced from 14 exons. Gene Ontology annotation, molecular function: mRNA binding; helicase activity. Lineage: Eukaryota; Viridiplantae; Streptophyta; Magnoliopsida; Fabales; Fabaceae. Bases 189 to 4826 code for a protein of 1545 amino acids. The record is from RefSeq and is a predicted model, not a curated record. Gene Ontology annotation, biological process: mRNA splicing, via spliceosome.